AGCAACACAUUUCAAAAUCAAUCUCCGUGCUAGAUGUGACUCAUUUCAAGAAGUCUACCAAAAUCCCAUUUAUAGGAGUCUUUCCCAAAACCAGAUACAAUAUCCAGCAUUCAAAUCCAACCCAUCCGAGGAUUAACGAAUUUUACCUCCCUCAAUAUCUGAUGACUGGGUGCAAGAGAUCUUCAAUGCCACGGCAAUCCUCGUACAGUUCCCUCUAUGUCAACCCUCUCAAUGACCUCAGGCACAGCCGCAGCAGCAGUGAAGGCGGUGGGGGCUUCUGCUCAACCCCACGUAUAUUUACCGACAACAAAGAGAACGAUGUGCCCAACAGGAAACAAGACGAGAAGCCUGUCUUUUUUGGUACUGACAAAGAAAAUGUGGUGCCCCCAAAUGGGUUUGGUACGCCCAAGCGGUUCACCGGCAUGAAGUCUCUCUCCACAAACGGCAGGGUAUUGAAGCCAUCCUCGCUUCAGUUUUGCAUGCAAAUGAAUGAGCCUGAGAAGGCUUUUGGGUCGAAAAUUUGGGACCCUGCCGAAUCGGAAACCUCCAGUUCUUUGAAUAUUUGGGACUACUCCGAUUCUGAGGCUGCCCCGGCUUCUUCUUGGUCUACACUGCCUAAUAGGUCUUUGUUGUGUAGGCCAUUACCUCCGGAUAUAGGAAGGUGUACUUGUGUAAUUGUGAAAGAAGAAUCGCCGGAGGGACUACAUGGGGGUACUCUAUACGCUCUUUAUACGAAUGAAGGUCAGGGACGACAGAAUCGGAAACUAGCUGUUGCCCACCACAAGAGGAAUAACGGGAAGUCCGUGUUCACCAUAGCUCAGAAUACAAAAGGAAUAUUGUCUAGUAUGGAUGAUAGUUUUAUUGGGGCCGUCACAUCUAACCUCAUGGGUUCUAAAUACCAUAUUUGGGAUCAGGGGAAACGCCUUAAUGCCCUAACAAAUCAAUCUAAAUCACUUCUAGCUGUUGUCAGAUUCAUGACUACAAUAGCCACUUGUACCGGUAGUUACAGAAGUAUGAUGGUAUACAUACCCAAGCAUCAAUCCAUGCAGCUUAAGAACACAACUCAGGUACAACACAUUCAUGGACUGCCAAAGGAUUGGGAGGGAAAAGUGGACAAAGUUCAUCAGCUAUUCUCAAGAGUUCCGCAUUACAAUAAAAUUUCAAAGCAAAAUGAGUUAGACUAUAGAGACAGGGGAAGAGCUGGACUUAGAAUCCAGAGCUCUGUAAAGAAUUUCCAGCUGACUUUAGAGGAGAAUGGAAAACAAUCAAUCCUGCAGCUUGGAAGAGUGGGGAAGUCAAAGUACGUGAUGGAUUACAGAUAUCCUUUGACGGGUUUCCAAGCAUUUUGCGUAUGUUUGGCUUCUAUGGAUUCUAAGCUUUGUUGCAUGGUGUAAUGAUUUUUAUAUGCUGCUAUCUUUUUGCUGUUCAACCUCUGAGCGCGAACUUACAUUCCAACAUUUUAUUGUUAGCUCUGCUUCUCAUUCCGACCCAAGAACUUCAUCAUUUUAUGUAGAUGGACAAGCCGGAUGAAUGGGGGGCGUUUUGAUACCAUUGGAUAGUGAAUUUGAAGAAAUUCGAGCUAUAUAUUCUUAUAUUCUCUACAUAAAUGAAAAUGAGCACCCUUUUGUUAGUAAGUUGGUGCAAGUUGGUAA
Carya illinoinensis is the source of this 1652-nucleotide messenger RNA. RefSeq names its product tubby-like protein 8. NCBI's taxonomy places the organism in Eukaryota, Viridiplantae, Streptophyta, Magnoliopsida, Fagales, Juglandaceae. The record is from RefSeq and is a predicted model, not a curated record. Bases 162 to 1394 code for a protein of 410 amino acids. The transcript has 9 exons.